UUUAGUUAGACAGUUGACUUUAGGCUCUACUAUGAUUCGUCUUUUGGUCCUAAUGAUUGCUUUUGCUGUGACGACUAGGGCACUUGGCUCUAUCGAUCAAUUAAUGCGAACCAUUUCCGAUGGAUUUGGAGGAGCUGCUAGAUCGGAUGUUCCCAUCGCUAUCAACAGAAGGUUUACCGCAGUCCCACCUAAUGCCGAGUUUUCUUUUGGAUAUGGCUAUCGUCAUGUAUACUUCUGAUUGGGUCUACGCCGUUAUUUUUUGUUUGCACUGU
Messenger RNA from Drosophila suzukii, 272 nucleotides. Its product is annotated as Ejaculatory bulb protein II. The record is from RefSeq and is a predicted model, not a curated record. Lineage: Eukaryota; Metazoa; Arthropoda; Insecta; Diptera; Drosophilidae.